AUGGCUCGUCAAUUCUUCGUUGGUGGUAACUUUAAGAUGAAUGGCUCUGUUGAGACCAUUAAAAAGAUCAUCGGAUACCUGAAUGAAGCUAAAUUGGAUCCCAAGACUGAAGUAGUUAUCGCCCCACCAGCCCUCUACCUCCUCCUCGCCCGCGAGCACCUCAAGCCCGGCCUCGAAGUCGCCGCCCAAAACGUCUUCGACAAGCCCAACGGCGCCUUCACCGGCGAGAUCUCCGUCGACCAACUCAAAGACAGCAACAUCACCUGGACAUUACUCGGGCACUCUGAGCGCAGGGUGAUCCUGCAAGAAGACGACGUCUUCGUCGCGUCCAAGACGAAAGCCGCGCUCGACGGCGGCAUCGGCGUCAUCUUCUGCUGCGGCGAGAGCUUGGAGCAGCGCGAGAGCGGGAAGACGAUUGAUGUCGUGACGUCGCAGUUGAAGGCUGUGAAGGAUAAGGUGGCGGAUUGGAGCAAGAUUGUUAUUGCGUACGAGCCGAUCUGGGCGAUUGGGACGGGCAAGGUGGCCAGCACGGAACAGGCGCAGGAGGUUCAUGCUGCUAUCCGGGGGUGGUUGAAGAAGGAGGUUAGUGAGAAGGUUGCGGAGGAGACGAGGAUUAUUUAUGGGGGGAGUGUUAGUGAGAAGAAUUGCAAGGAUUUGAGCAAGCAGACUGAUAUUGAUGGGUUCCUUGUUGGUGGUGCUUCUCUCAAGCCUGCUUUCGUGGAUAUCAUUAACAGCCAUCUGUGA
This is a messenger RNA of Mollisia scopiformis, 744 nucleotides long. RefSeq names its product triosephosphate isomerase. Gene Ontology annotation, molecular function: triose-phosphate isomerase activity. Lineage: Eukaryota; Fungi; Ascomycota; Leotiomycetes; Helotiales; Mollisiaceae. The transcript is spliced from 4 exons. Gene Ontology annotation, biological process: glyceraldehyde-3-phosphate biosynthetic process; glycerol catabolic process; gluconeogenesis. The record is from RefSeq and is a predicted model, not a curated record. Gene Ontology annotation, cellular component: cytosol. The coding region runs from base 1 to 744 and encodes 247 amino acids.